AUGGAAGAGGCAUCCACCUCUCAUCCAGAGGCAGCACCAGGUGUGCAGAUUACCAUUCAGUGCCGAGCUCACAUGGAUAGCGUGCUCUCCUGCUUAGCAGAACAGAGGAAAAAGAACUUCCUAUGUGACAUAACAGUGAUAGUGGAAGGUGUGCAGUUUCGAGCACACAAGGCUUUACUGGCAGCUAGCAGCGAAUAUUUCUCCAUCAUGUUUGCUGAUGAAGGAGAUGUUGGACAGUCUGUUUAUGUCAUGGAAGGAGUGGUUGCUGAGAUCUUUGAAAUGUUGCUUCAAUUUAUCUACACUGGAAAUGUGAAUGCAAGUGAAAAGUGCCUACAGCAAGUAGUGGCCUCUGCCCAUGUAUUAAAAGUCGACAGUCUGGUAAAAGCCUAUACUGAUUAUCAGGAAGGCAAAAACCAAGACAACCUGCAUCCUGAUGAGUCUGACAACGCCAUAGCAGAGAGCGAUAUACCAAAGCGGAAACGAGGAAGACCUAAGAAACCACCUGCAGAAGGGAAAACCAAUGAAGAUGGUAAUCUUGUUGUACAACCUGAGACAGAAGGAGAUAUCACAGAAAACGGCAAUGAAAAGAGUGUUCUUGUUGAAUCUGUGUUAAACGAAGAAGAAGUCGUUACUGAUUAUGCAGCAGAGGUUACAUGUGACCUGAACCCCAGGAUCGUGGAAGGACAAGGCUUUUUCAAGAGACAUAGUAAACGCAAAGCCCAGAGGCCUGUUAAGCUGCAAGACUACAGACUUACAGAGGAAAAUGAUGAGCAUGAAGCAGGAAAGCAGAACAUAAAGAAGAAGAAACAGUCCAGCUCUGAAUAUCAAUGUAAAGAUUGUGGCAAAGUGUUUAAAUACAGGCACUUCUUAGCAAUUCAUCGCAGAACACAUACAGGUGAGCGCCCUUUUAGGUGUGCUGAGUGUGGAAAGGGAUUUUCUCAGAAACACUCGUUACAGGCCCAUGAACGCGCACACACUGGGGAGAGACCCUAUAACUGUACUGUGUGCAAUAAAUCUCUAGCAACAAGGAACUCACUGAUGGAGCACAUGAAUUUACAUGAAGGGAAAAAAUCCUUUACAUGUGACCAAUGUGGGAAAAUCUUCAGUCAAAGAAAACAGCUAAAGAGUCAUUAUCGAGUACACUCUGGCCGCGGGUUACCAGAGUGCAAUGUCUGCCAAAGAAAAUUCAUGGAUGCUGCACAGUUAAAAAAGCAUCUAAGAUCUCAUACAGGUGAGAGGCCGUACACAUGUGAGAUCUGUGGAAAAUCUUUCACUGCUAAAACCUCCUUGCAGACACAUAUUCGAAUACACAGGGGGGAAAAGCCUCACUGUUGCAACAUUUGUGGAAAAGCAUUUACAGACGCCAGUGCCAGGAGAAGACACAGCGUUUUGCACACAGGAAAAAAGCCAUUCUCUUGUCCACAGUGUGAUUUGCAGUUUUCCCGCAUGGACAAUCUGAAGACACACAUUAAAACUCACAAUAAAGUAAAGCAGACACAGGACACUACAAGCACUGGAAGUACUGAUGAAACAAGGACCAUCCUUCAGCUGCAGCAAUACCAGCUAGCAGCUUCUAAUGGCCAGGAAAUCCAAUUAUUGGUGACAGAUAGUGUCCACAACCUGAACUUCAUGUCAAGUCAUGGCCCAGGUCUAAGUAUUGUGACUACAGAUGAACCUCAUAGUAUUACAGAUCAAACUAACCUUGCCCUGAUAACACAUCAGCCGCCACCAUUGCAUGGUUUGUCAGUCUCCCAGCAGCAGCAACAAGUGCAAUCUAUCCAGAACAUCGAGUUGAUGGAGAGCAGGGUACAAACUGUGCUGCAGGAACCAAUGCAUGUCAUCACUCUGUCAAAGGAAACACUGGACCAACUGCAAGGACGAACACAUGAAAUUCACUUGACACAAACAGACCGGCAAACCGCGCUAACUCAUGUGCAAGCACAUCCAUCUCAGAGUAUUUUGAGCCAAAAUGUCAGAGUCUCUGACCACCUUCAACAAACUAUAAAUGUAAACCCUGUUCCACAACCUGUGCCAGGUCCCCAGAUCCCUACACAAACGUUUCAGAUACAAGCUGAUGCUGUCUCUUUUAUAAACACAACCCUGGACACUACAAAUUCAACACCUGUAUGA
This is a messenger RNA of Staurois parvus, 2130 nucleotides long. Lineage: Eukaryota; Metazoa; Chordata; Amphibia; Anura; Ranidae. The record is from the annotation of a GenBank genome assembly.